CUGAAAUGAUAGUCUGUUGGUUUAAUGUCGAAGGGCAGUAGAGACUCUCAUUUUGUGGAGUAUCCUUUCUCUGGAAGAAGAGAGAUUCCUGUCCUUGAUACAUUUUAUGUCAUCAUGACACAUUUUGUUUACAUUAUACAGAAAGUGAGAUUAGAUGCCAAUUCUCUUUUUCAGGCAGACCUUAUAUGAGAUAAUUUCAGUUCUGCUAUUGUAGUUAGUAGUAUUUAGUCUUAAUGUCUAUUAUUUCUAUUGCUAAGAAAAGCCACAUUAGUGAGCUUGGUGGAUCUUCACAAAAACAACCGUCAGGAAAUGUUUCGUCAACACCUGGAUUUGGACAACAAUUAAAACCGCAUGUAUUGGAAUAUGAGAGAACUAGUUCACUUUCACAACCUUUGAAUAAGUCUAAAGAAAUAAAUAGGACCUAUGUAGUUUCUGCCUGUAACAAAUUGUCCAGUACUUUACCUACAUAUACAUCAGAAAUCAAGUUGAGCCUCCAAAGAGGAAGAGCAAUGUGGAAAGGAGAAUCCAAUAUGGAUAAAAUCCAUGGCAGUGAUAGUACACUAGUGGAAGAAAGAUUAACACUACAGCCCCGAAUUGUAACUAGAUCAACUGAGAAAUCUAAGACAAAUAGUAUUUAUGAACCAAAAACAGAAAAUGCUGGAUACUUGCCACCAAAAAGUAAUAAUGCUCCGUUUUCAUCCAAAGGUAACAACAGCGAUAUUUCACUUAUUAAGGCUACUGGGAAAACAAAUUAUAAGACAAAUUAUAGACAUGUUACUGGGAAUGUCACACCCAUAAAAUCCAGGACACCUACUGCUUCUCAAAAUCAAAAUGAGAUUUCUCGAUUGUUACGUUUAACCACAACUACUCCUAAUGGUAAGCCAUCAGCAUUAAAAACACCUGGAAAGUUUAGUACAUCAAAUGGAACGGAAAACCGACAGAAUAAUGUUAUUAAAAAUGAAUAUUUGGAAAGGCAGAAGACACCAAGGAAAAAUACAGCAGAAGUAUUUAAAUCGACUGUUCAGUAUGCCAAGACUCCUGCUAUUUCUGCCUUAAAAAAUAGGGUGACUUGCCUUCAAGUCUCACAAAGGAAAAGCUGUGAUGCAUUCACUCCAAGCAAAAUGGGAAAGAUCCAAGAAAAUACCACAUAUGCUCAACGAGCUGCUUCAGUUAAAGAAGACAGCAUAAAGCAGAACCUGCCCUUUAAAGACAAUCCUUUCAAAAUAGAAAAUAGUAAAGUAACUGUGGCUGUGAGAGUACGGCCCUUUAGUUUCAGAGACAGAAAUGAAGAAUCUGUCCAAGUGGUUUCAAUGGAAGGGCAAGAGACUGUUGUUCAUCAUCCGUCUACAAAACAGAUCUAUAGUUUCACCUUUGACUUUUCCUUCUGGUCUUUUGAUAAGCACCCUAACUAUGCAAGCCAAGAAAAAAUAUACCAAUCUUUGGCAAUGCCUCUUCUAGAAACGGCCUUUGAAGGAUACAAUGCUUGUCUUUUUGCAUAUGGGCAGACUGGUUCUGGAAAAUCAUAUACCAUGAUGGGUUUUGAUGAUGAAGAACGAGGAAUAAUACCAAGAUUCUGUCAAGAUCUUUUCCAUCAAAUAGCAGAAAAAGAAACAGAACAGACUACUUGUCAUCUUGAAAUCAGCUACUUUGAAGUCUAUAAUGAAAAAAUUCAUGAUUUGCUUAUCUUCAGAGCUGAAAAUGGAGAGAAGAAACAACCUCUUCGUGUAAGAGAACAUCCAGUCUUUGGGCCAUAUGUAGAAGACCUGACAGCGAAUGCUGUUAGUUCUUACUCUGAUAUCCAGAAUUGGCUCCAGCUAGGAAAUAAGCAUAGAGCUACUGCUGCCACUGGCAUGAAUGACAAGAGUUCUCGAUCUCACUCUGUUUUCACAUUGGUGAUGACACAAACCAAGACAGAGAUCGUGGAAAAGAAAGAAUACGAACACAGAAUCAUUAGUUGUGUCAAUCUAGUAGAUUUAGCAGGGAGUGAACGCUGCUCUACAGGUCAAACCAGUGGAGAAAGACUGAAGGAAGGAGCCAGCAUAAACAAAUCCUUGUUAACUCUGGGGAAAGUUAUUUCUGCACUAUCUGAGCAAAAUCAAAGCAGGAAGAAGUUAUUUAUUCCAUACCGCGACUCUGUUCUUACAUGGCUGCUAAAGGAAAGUCUAGGUGGAAAUUCAAAAACUUCUAUGAUUGCCACCAUCAGCCCUGCUGCCAGCAAUGUAGAAGAAACGCUCAGUACUCUUCGAUAUGCUAAGCAAGCUUGUUUCAUAAUCAACACUGCCAAAGUGAAUGAAGAUAUGAAUAUGAAAUUAAUUCAGGAAUUGAAAGCUGAGAUUGAGAAACUGAAAUUGGCUCAGAAGAAUGUUCAGAAUGUUGAUCCUGAAAAGCAGAGACUUUACGUGCAGGAAAUUACAUCUUUACGAAUGAAGCUACACCAUCAAGAGAGGGAGAUGGCUGAGAUGCAAAGGGCCUGGAAAGAAAAAUUUGAACAAGCAGAAAAAAAGAAGUUUGAGGAAACAAGAGAAUUACAGAAAGCCGGCAUUACAUUCAAGGUGGAUAACAGUUUGCCUAAUUUGGUUAAUCUUAACGAAGAUCCUCAACUGUCUGAGAUGUUGUUGUACAUGAUUAAGGAAGGAGAAACUACAGUUGGGAAAUGCAAGCCAAAUUCAUGUCAUGAUAUUCAGCUGUCUGGCAUCUUAAUUGCUGAUGAUCACUGUGUUAUCAGACAUAAGGGUGGAGUUGUGAGCAUUCUUCCUGUUGGAGAAGCAAAGACAUAUGUUAAUGGGGAAUGCAUUUCAGGAGCUACACUUCUACAUCAUGGUGAUCGCAUCAUCCUUGGGGGUGAUCAUUAUUUCCGAUUUAAUCAUCCAGCUGAAGUUCAGAAGAUAAAAAGUUUGUCUCGUGGGACUUCAUUUCCUGAGGAGGGUCCAAAAGACUUUGAAUUUGCAAAAAAUGAAUUGCUGGCUGCUCAACGAGCUCAGCUUGAAUCAGAAAUAGAAGAAGCACGUCUUAAAGCUAAGGAAGAAAUGAUGCAAGGGAUCCAGCUUGCCAAAGAAAUGGCUCAAGAAGAACUUAGUGCUCAGCAACAAAAUUAUGAGAUCAAAAUAAGAUCAUUAGAAGCACAACUGGAAGAGGAAUCCCAUAGGAAACAAUUGCAGGAAAUGAACAAUCAGAUGGCUGCAAACAAAAUUGAGGAACUGGAGAAAGCAAAGCGAGGCCUUGAGCUAGAAGUAAACUUCAACAAGAAGCGAUUGGAAAUAGAGACAUUGGCUGCCAGAGAGGUUUUAGAAGAUCAUACAGUUCGUCACGUUAAGAUUCUUGAAGCUCUGGAGGCUGAGAAGCAGAAAAUUGCUCAAGAAGUGGAAAUUCUUCAGCAGAGUCAGGGAAAUAGGAAUAAAGAGCCAAACUGGGAUUCUUUGAAACUUUCUAUGAUGCUCAGAGAGGCCAACACAAUCAGCAGUAAACUUGACAAGCACACUGUUUUUUGUAGACAUGAUGUAAUGGCUCAAGAAAAUGGCCUUCAAGUGCAGGUCCGUAACAUCAGGCUGGGUGUUGCAACAUACUGGAGCCUUGAGAAAUUUGAAGACAAAUUGGCUGCAAUGAAAGAUGCGUAUGAGAUGAACAGCACUGAGAGAACUGAUGAGAUUUUUUAUGAUCCUACUGAUGAGUGGGAACCUGAUUUUUCAAACGCAUCCAGCCGUUCCAAUUCUACAAGGAGGAGAAGCAGAAGUUUGAGAAAGAGCAAGAGAAUCUCUGAGUGUUUGUCUGGGAUAAAGGUGAAACUGCACAAUUCAUGUGUAACAGGCGCAACUGAUACAUUGGCCAAUCUGAUCUCAGAUCCUCGCGAAUCAUUUGUACCAGGCAUUUGUAAGGAACUGCUAAGUUCAACUUUGAAUGUGCUGGGACAGGUUCACGAAGAAGAAAGCAUGGCACAAAUUCUUUUAAAAACUUUGAUUACAAUAUAUACUCAAGUCACUGCUAUGACAAAAGCUUAUGAACAAGCUGAAGAAAAUCCAGAGAACUUUUUCACUGUUGAUCAAGCUGCCCAGUCCUGCAGCAUAGGAAUUACAUCUUCUUUCCAACAAUUAGUUGUUCUGACUAACCAGUGGCUGAAGAAUUUCCGAAAAAACAAUGAAUUUGUGAAAGUUUUCGAUGAACUAAGGGAAGAUGUAAAACAUUUGGGUGGAUAUCUGCAAUUGCUCUUUCAGGGUGGCUGUGCAGACCUGUCAUCAGUAGUAGCAGAGGCAGAGAAGAAAAUAAUGCAAAUAUUGAAACACCUUGCUAAAGACAUAGGACAUUUGGCAGCAGUGACAGGCUCAGAACUAAGUUUUACAGAUGGAAACAGAGGUGAUGAAAGAAAUGCAAAGAAACAGCUGAUGCCAGAUAUCUGUGAUGGAAUAGACUUGGGACUGAGACACCUUUUAGAUUAUAUACAAAAAUCGUGCAGGAUAAUGCAGAAGGAAUUCUCCAAAUGGUACCCACAGAAUGAGGUUCAGAAUCAAAUAAAGUACAAAGCAACUGAAUUGGCUAAACACCUUGAAGAGAUUGUGUCUGAGUGUAAAAAAAAUGAAGUAGUAAGUCUAUUAACAGAAGAAGAAUAUGUUGACCAAGAAUUAAAGAAGGCACACGAUAAAGCUACUGAAUUCUUGGAAUUACAACAUUGCUUAGAUCAAGUUCACCAGAUGAUUAUUCAUUUAUUAGAAGGUGCCUAUAGAAACAAAAGUCCAUUCAGAGUUCUUAUUAAAAAGAUCUGCACCCUAACUGGGAAUUUUACAGCUCUCUAUCCAUCACCUACUUUGCCUGUUAGCUCAACAGACUGUCCUCUUCAUGAAAUCCCAUCAGUGGUGAACCAGAAUGAGUUGAAAUCUGUAGCACAGUCACUCAUUAUAAGUUUUGAACUUGAAGAGAGGCAAAAUUCAUUCCACCUUCAGGAUGGUGGCAUGCCGAAUGCUAAAUCUCAAAGAAAACAAUUUGUAAGAGGUGCCCCUGCAAACUCUGAGAAGCAAAAAACAGUUCCAAAAAGGGAGUAUAAACUUUGGUGUACCCCUGAAAACCUAGGGGAAAGUUUACAUUGGGUAUAAAUCACACACUUACCUUGGGAUUGUAUAUGAAUUGAUUGUGGAUAAAUUAUUGCUUUAGAUUAGGAAUUGUUCAGAAAGCUAUAUUUAUAUACUGUAAAGGUUCUAUAUCUUGAUAUAAUAGCGUCACAAAUGAAUAUCUCAGGAGAACUGAAAUUCAGUUCACAAUUGGCUCACAUUGCUUUUCCGCGAUGUGGAAAAGCAAAUACAUGUGUGUCUCCUUAUAAGGCAUGCAAAAUAUUGUAUGAACCAAUGGCUUUGUGCGGAUUUGAUUUAAUUUUCUCACUAAAGAAACAGAGGAAAACGCCAUGGAAAAAGGUUCUUGGUCCACAACCUGGUCUUGUUUUCAUUGCAGAUGAAAUUUAGAUAGAAAAAUCCACUGUUCAAAAUUCAAUUCAUUCUGCAGGAACACAGUAAGUUUAUUUUAAACCUCUGAGCUCGUAUCAAAGAAGACAUAUUACUUCAUUCAGCACUGGUCUUAUAUUUAUGAAUGUUAAUGAGGUAGAGUUAUUUUAUUUACUGCUUAUAACUAGGGCAACUAUAUUCAGGGGACCUACUUUUUCCCUUUCUCCAGAAAAUGAGGGCAUUGUUAUUUAGAUUAAUGUUGUGCCAUUUGGUAUUAAUAAGAGGAAUAUGCAAUCUAUUUUGCAGUUAAGUCUUUCCUUGAUUGCAUAUUGAGCCUAGUAUACAGCAAAUUUAUUUGUGAGCAAGAGUGAAAUGCACAUAAGUUUUACCAUUUAGUAGUAAUGUCUUAACCCCAAUAAAAAGCUAAACUGGAGUUUGGCUUAAUAGUUUGUUGAAAAUUGCUUUAAAAAGAAAGCUGAAAAGAUUCUUGUCCCAACACAAAGAAGUAAACAUUUUUGCUUUCAUGCUGGGGAAAGAAAUUCAGAUUUGAUUGAUAUAAUUAUAUUCAUAAUCAUGUCCUACCUGUGUUUUCCACAAACAUUUGUACUUAUACUGUAUGUAUGUAAAACAUCUGUAACAUUAAAGUUAAAUUAUAAAGAUUUUGCAUGUCAGAAUUUAUAGGAAUAAAAAAAAUGUUUUUUUUAAUGUAACUAUCUUUGUACAUA
Messenger RNA from Ahaetulla prasina, 6148 nucleotides. It is a transcript of the gene KIF14, whose product is annotated as kinesin family member 14. The transcript has 31 exons. Gene Ontology annotation, molecular function: microtubule motor activity; ATP binding; microtubule binding. Gene Ontology annotation, biological process: microtubule-based movement. Lineage: Eukaryota; Metazoa; Chordata; Lepidosauria; Squamata; Colubridae. The record is from RefSeq and is a predicted model, not a curated record. The coding region runs from base 234 to 5081 and encodes 1615 amino acids.